Molecule: messenger RNA, 1167 nt
Organism: Lachnellula hyalina
Lineage: Eukaryota; Fungi; Ascomycota; Leotiomycetes; Helotiales; Lachnaceae
Exons: 2
Coding region: 1-1167 (388 amino acids)
Biological process (GO): carbohydrate metabolic process
Molecular function (GO): hydrolase activity, hydrolyzing O-glycosyl compounds
Source: RefSeq, a predicted model, not a curated record
AUGUUCACAGCAUCAACAAGUGGGCUUGCAUCAAGCAUCGUAGUUAUCAUAUUGCUCUCUUCCAUCUUGAGACUAACGUUCGCACAAAAAGACAACGGCAAUGAAUGUUCUUGUUUCCAAACAAAUGGCUCAUCAGCUGGCUACUUCACUUUUCACCGUUUCCUCGACUACAGAAACAUCCCAUCAAUAUCCCCAGAAGUCCCAGCGCUAAUCCCCAAUAUCACAAACGCAACAAAUGCCAUCGCUACAUCAGAUUUCUUCACCAACGAAGCUUGGAGGAACGAUUGGGCUAUCCAGAACUGGAACAACAGUGAUGAUGUUGCUUCGGGCGACUCACCAACACUGCGAGUAAACUCCGCAAACAACGUUUACAUUGAGAAAAGCAAUGACACCGACCCCUCCUACGCAACCUUCCUCACCCUCCGCACCGCUCGCCUCCCCACCUUCCAAUCAACCGGCGAAAUCGACUCCGUGGAAAAGAACUACCGGUAUCUAUCUGCACGUUUCCGUGCACGCGUAAUCGGUUCUCCAGGCGCCUGUGCAGGUAUAUUCACAUACCGACACACCACGCCCUCGCCCUCAAGCGUCCAAGAAGCCGACAUCGAAAUCCUAACCCGCGGCGCCCGCAACGCAGUCCAAUACACAAACCAGCCUUCGCAAGACGCACAGACCGGCGAUGAUGUCCCGGAAGCGACGCGCAAUGUGACUAUUCCGCAGGGACGGGAUUGGACGGCGUGGAAUACGUAUCGCGUGGAUUGGAUGCCGGGGAUGACGAGUUGGUAUGUGAAUGGGGUAAGCGUGGCGGAUAUUGGGUUUCAGACGCCCAAGGAUCCGGCGGGGUUGUGUGUCAAUAUCUGGAGUGAUGGAGGGGUGUGGACGGGGAAUAUGAGUACGUAUGAUGAGGCAUUCUUGCAGAUUCAGUGGGUUGAGGUGGUCUUCAAUACUAGUGGGCCUUAUGUUGGGCCGACGGAUAAGAGGGGGAUGGUGAAGAGAAAAGGGGAGAAGGAAAAGGGGUGUAAAGUUGUUUGUGGAAUUGAUGAGAAGGUCAAUAUUACGGGGACGCCGGCGGUGUUGUCGAGCAGAGCAGGCGCGGCUCGAAAUGGUAAUGGAAGUCUGGUCUUGGUUCCUCUAUUGUUGGUUAUUGGUCUGGUAUUUGGAUAUUUCUAG